Tachysurus fulvidraco (yellow catfish) is the source of this 3408-nucleotide messenger RNA. It is a transcript of the gene apba2a, whose product is annotated as amyloid beta (A4) precursor protein-binding, family A, member 2a. Gene Ontology annotation, cellular component: cytoplasm; plasma membrane; dendritic spine. Bases 194 to 2887 code for a protein of 897 amino acids. Gene Ontology annotation, molecular function: amyloid-beta binding; protein binding. The transcript is spliced from 12 exons. Gene Ontology annotation, biological process: chemical synaptic transmission. NCBI's taxonomy places the organism in Eukaryota, Metazoa, Chordata, Actinopteri, Siluriformes, Bagridae. The record is from RefSeq and is a predicted model, not a curated record.
GUGUGCGCGCGCGUGCGUGUGUGUGUGUGUGUGUGUGCGUGUGUGUGUGUGUGUGUGUGUGCGCGCGCGCGCUGCAUCCACGUUCCUAUACCUUUAUACCUUAUACCUUUCCCCUCAACCACGCUUUAAUCCAAGCUCCCAACGCCCAACCUUCUGGAUCCUCUGCACUGUAGGAAUCCCGCUGAAGCCAGUUAUGGCUCUCAGACAAAGCCAGGGUUCCGGGGAAGUUCCUGAUCAUACACAAUGUGUCUCAUCUCUACCAGAGCAGACAGCUAAACACUUCAGAGACGGAGGGGAUCCUGAAGAACAUCAUAGUAGUAACACAGAAAGCCAGUCAAGCACACCAGUCCCAGCUAGCUUUUGUCCCAUUGAUGGCUCUGUCUCAGGGGAAGAUUUCGAUCAUAGGGAUAGCUUUAUCCAUCAUGACAGCAUGGAGGAAGACUCACUGUCUGAAUAUGAUAAUGUGGGCUCAGAGGAGGAAGAAGAGCAUGACUAUGAGGAAGAUGAGGAACUGCGUACAGAUGCAGAUGGGAUGACUUACUAUGUUCACUGUUGCCCUGAAGAUGAAAGCUAUUUGGAAGGAAUAGACUGUCACGUGGGUACUGAAAGUAAUAAUAGACCAAGUACUUCCAGAGAACCAGAUACUCAAGGAAAUUCAGGAGAUACCUGGGAAUUCUCUGAGGGGUUUUAUGAAGUGAUCCAGCAAGGUACAGAGGAGCUAGUCCACAAAUGUCCCGAGCCUAUUACAAAGUCUACUUUCAUUCAGGCUCCCAUGGCUGAGGAUGAAGAAGACGAAGAAGAAGACGCAGAUGAUGUAGACGAAGAAGACAACGAUGAUGAUGAUGAUGCAGUGGAGGAAGAUGAAACAUAUUUUGAUUAUGAACAAGAGAAGGCAGGAGGAAAUCAGGAUGAAAAUGUCUAUAAAGGACAAUGUGAUUUAGAGGAGGACAGUAAAAAUCCAAUCCAGGGUUCAAAUUACAGUAACGGACUGAUUAGAGCAGAAGCGGACUUAAGUAGAGAUUACAGAGUGGAUAAAAGCAUCCCAGAGAAGUGUAAGGGUGAUGCUCAGAGGUCAUUAACUGGUCACAGAGAAAGUAAUAAAAAGAGCAAUAGUGAAGUUAAAGUUGAUUAUUCAGGAAACGAAUUGGGCAGGGUAGAUAAAACCUCAAAACCAGGGUCGAUAUUCAGAGGGCAUCAGAUUUGUAAGGAGGACAGAGGCAGCAGAAACUGCAGGCUUAAUGCUAUGACCAAACCUGAAGACACUGAGAAUAGAGAUUUUAAAAAGAGACAUUCGUACAGAGAUGAUGGACGAGAAGAAAGAGAAGACAGGUGUUCACAUGUGGGGAGUAACAGUCCUGAAGGUAGUAUAGGCAAGGGACAUGGAUGUCCUCAUAGCUAUAGAGCAAAGAGCAGAAGGGAUAGGGAAUGGUCAGUGGACACAGACAAGGAUAUGAAUCAGAUUGUAAAUGAAGUAAAAACAAAAAUGAACGUAGGACCUCAGAGCACGGGGACAGAUAGGAGUAUAGCUAAGAAGUCAUGUGAUGACAAAAGGAUUUCAGAAAAUUCACAAGUAUCACUGCAGAAAAACCAGACCAGUCCCCGUAAAGAAGACAACAAAGGCCAGGCAACUCAAAGCAGCCCACAGCACUGCACAGUGAAUCCACAGUCUGAAACGAACACGUCGGCAAGCAACCAUAAUCAGCAAGGAAAGAGAAAUCACUCUUUCCCAAGCUUUGUGGAUGUCCCAGGCCCAUGUGAACCGGAGGACCUCAUCGACGGGAUCAUCUUUGCCGCUAACUACCUCGGGUCCACUCAACUUUUCUCAGACAGAAACCCGUCCAAGAGUGUACGAAUGAUGCAAGCUCAGGAAGCUGUGGACAAAGUAAAGUGUGUGGAUAAAGAGAGCCAGAGCCCGAUUGAGGUUGACCUCUUCAUUUCAACAAAGGCCAUCAAAGUGCUCAAUGCUGACACGCAGGAAACAAUGGUAGACGACGCUCUUCGGACCAUCUCCUACAUAGCAGACAUUGGAAGCGUGGUUGUCUUGAUGGCUCGCAGGCGAGUGUCGCAGUCUGCUGCACUCGACUGUAAUGAAACCAGCCUGAACUCUGCAGAGGGCAGGAAGCAGUACCGAAUGAUCUGUUACGUCUUUGAGUCUGAGGAUGCCCAGCUCAUUGCACAGUCCAUUGGGCAGGCGUUUAGCAUGGCCUACCAAGAAUUUCUGAGAGCAAAUGGGAUCAACCCUAAGGAUCUCAGCCAGAAAGACUACAGUGAUAUUCUUAAUUCACAAGAGAUGUACAACGAUGAUCUCAUCCACUUUUCAAACUCUGAGAACUGUAAAGAGCUGCACCUGGAAAAGCAGAAAGGAGAGAUUCUUGGGGUUGUGAUAGUGGAGUCUGGCUGGGGGUCUAUCCUACCCACAGUUAUCUUGGCUUGCAUGCUGAACAGUGGGCCAGCUGCACGUUCAGGGAAGCUCAACGUGGGCGAUCAGAUAAUGGCUGUCAAUGACACGAGUCUGGUGGGCUUGCCGCUAGCCACAUGCCAGGGCAUCAUCAAGGGCUUGAAGAAUCAGUUACAGGUAAAGCUGAGUGUAGUAAGCUGUCCUCCUGUGACCAUGGUGCUAAUAAAGAGACCAGAUCUGCAGUACCCUUUAGGCUUCAGUGUACAGAAUGGCAUAAUCUGCAGCCUGAUGCGAGGUGGAAUUGCAGAACGAGGAGGAGUGCGCGUGGGUCAUAGAAUAAUUGAAAUAAAUGGACAGAGUGUAGUUGCCAUGGCACAUGAGAAAAUUGUCCAUGCCCUAUCGGUGUCUGUCGGAGAGAUUCAUAUGAAAACGAUGCCAGCUGUGAUGUUCAGACUGCUAACUGGACAGGAAACGCCAAUGUACAUCUAACGGCAAUGCCGGUGCUCUGGAAGCUCUGUAAUGCUCUGCCCUGCCUGUGCUACUCAAAACAAAUCUAGAAUAAGGAAUUCUUUGCCUUGUCACCCUGGAGGAACUCCUAAAGGUUUUAUGUAGAACCCUACUGUAUACCAGAGUGUUUCCCUACCCUUCCAAGUAGAAAACUAAAAUUCCUCCAAAACCUUUUUUUCCCUCACGUGUAGAUUUAACCUCUCUUACAAUCUGUUCUGUGAACACAGCAUCAUUGUUGUGCAUUCUGCUAAUAUACUAAUUCAGUCUCAGUACAUUCAAUAGAGAAACUGACAUCAGGCCUAAUCCUUAUUUAAUCGUGCUCUCCUGUGCAUUUACAGUGUGUAUGCUUCGUCAUAAAAAGAGAACACUAAGGGCAAGCUAUUUUUAAUGCUCACGUUGGGGCAAGGUUUAUGUUGUAGUGUUAAAUAAGGUGUUUAGGUCUAACACUGACAAAAAAAAUACAAGAAUCUCAGAAUAAAUUGGUCUUGCAAGGCUCAAAAGAC